ACAGCAGCACAAAAAUACCACUUUCUUCUAAAAUUUCCUCCCCUUAUAAAGCACAACAAACUUAGCUUCUUACCUUUAUCCAGCUACAUUUCCUCAGCCUCUUUCUCUCCCCUUAGUUUCUUGGUAACACUAACAUGGUUUCCUUGGAAGGUGCCUCUAGAUCCGACGAGCCUACGUCUAGUCCCCGAAUUUCCUUCUCUUCAGAAUUUCUUGAUGAGAAAAACUUCAUAUCCAUUACUCCAAAUGAACAAGCAGAAAAAGAGCGAAAAUAUCAGCAAGAGAGAGCGCGAAGUGCAGCAGAAUUCGAGUUCCUUUCCAACAAGUUAACCAGCGAAAAGAUGAUCACAGCGGACGAGCUGUUCUUCGAGGGUAAGUUACGUCCAUAUUGGCAAAUGCAUUAUGCUGAAAAGCUCAACAAGAUUAGUUUAAAAACUGAACAUGCUGAGGAAGAAAUAUUGAAUAAUACUGAGGUGAAGAGCAAGGAAGAAACUAGGCCAAUAAAUUGGUUUAUUGAUGAGGAUCCAUCUCCUAGGCCACCAAAAUGCACUGUUUUAUGGAAAGAGUUGUUAAGAUUGAAGCAGAAAAGAGCUUCUUCAUUAUCACCUUCUUCUUCUACUUCUUCCUCAUCUUCUUCAAGUUCACUUGCUGAUAUUUCUGUAGCAGAUCACGAGAAAAGCAAAGGUCAAGGAAUCAAAGAGAAGAAUGUGAAGAGGAUUAAGAAAGGAUUGGAGAGAAGUAAAUCAGAAAGUUUAAGAGUUAGACCUGUGAUUCAUAUGCCAAUUUGCACACAGGGAAAAAACAGUGCACGGCCACCUUUGUUUUCCCUUAAGAAAGGAAGAGCAAUAGAGAGGUGAAGAAGAACUUUCCCAUUGUUGGUCAUUAUGUAGAGAUGUUCUUUCAUGUCUCCUUUUAAUUUUUAUUUGUUUUUCUUUUUCCAAUUUGAUUUGGUUUCGGGGCUUCUUUUAAUUUCUUUCUUCUCCUGAGUUUAGAUUACAUGUUUCGUCAUAGGAUCUGAUGAAUUACCAUGUUGAUGUGUUCAUUUCUUGUAAUGUAUCAUAAGCUAAUUCCAUCUAGUUUCAAGAGUUACUGUAA
Messenger RNA from Lycium ferocissimum, 1092 nucleotides. RefSeq names its product protein BNI4-like. The record is from RefSeq and is a predicted model, not a curated record. The transcript has a single exon. Bases 135 to 854 code for a protein of 239 amino acids. Lineage: Eukaryota; Viridiplantae; Streptophyta; Magnoliopsida; Solanales; Solanaceae.